UUUCUUCCCUUCCUCUGUAACCUGAACACAGCUGGACUCAUAUUGUAAUGUCAGGCCUUAACAUAACACUGGGUUAUUUCAUUAGUGUGGUGGUAGUAUGUGUAAUUGCCAAAGCUCUGGUGACAAAAUGGAGACCACAGUGGAGUUUUCUGUCUGAGUUUAUUGCAGCCUUUGCUCUUGCUGCAUGCCGGCUGGAAGUGCAAACCAUUUCUGAGAUCGGUCAGUGGGCUGGAGGCCUGGGGCAGGAUGUUACACUCACCAUGCUUUUCCUUGCAUUAACUGUACACGGAGUCAUCAUGCAAGGAGUCACCGGAAACCCUACAGUUACACUGAUGGGAUACUUACAAAAAGAGACAGGAACAGUAUCAUCUUCUCUCAGCAUAGCAGGUCAGCUCGGAGGUGCCCAGCUUGCCCUGUUCUUUGCUGGGUGGUAUUGGGCGAUGGAGCUCACAGACAUGCAUAUGAUCAAAGUCAUGAUGAUGACUCAGUGCAGUUCAUCACUGAAUGUGCCCCUAAUACAAGGGACCAUCACAGAGGUGGUAAGUGCACUGUUUUUUCACUUGGUGGACCUCAACCUUCGGCACAGGUCACAGCUGCUCCGCAUUCCUACCCUGGCCCUGCUGCUCACCUUCCUGUAUUACACAGGAAACAACUACACUUCUGCUUAUGUGAACCCAUCACUUGCUUAUGCGCUUACAUUCAAUUGUCCUGGACACACCUUUUGGGAAUAUGCUGUAGUUUACUGGCUUGGGCCCAUUAUUGGUAUGACCCUGGCCUUGCUUCUCUACAUGGGUAACAUCCCUUUGCUUUUCACCAAGAACCUGCUUUUCUCCAAAAAGGCACGUCAACGGCUUCCAAAAAGAAAAACACCUGAAGAGAAAAAUUCAUGAAACACAGUGCAUCAACUUUCAAAUGUAAAUUUACUUUAAAUUAUAAUUUACAACACCUUACUGCAGAAUUCUGAUAUGUCAGUCACAUCAUAAACUGAUGUCUUUAUAAUAUCUAUUUACAACUGGGGAAAAAACAGAUAACCUUAUAUAAAACAAUUAAAUGUUACUUUUGAGUAAUUAAAAUAUGGAUGUAUCAUUUUAUUGUAUGUUCUUUGCACAACGAAUGGAAACAUAUCAAUAAAUCUACACAGAAUUGUUUGAGUAAAACCACAUGAAAAGUUUUAAUUGCAA
This is a messenger RNA of Tachysurus vachellii, 1181 nucleotides long. RefSeq names its product aquaporin 12 (gene aqp12). Lineage: Eukaryota; Metazoa; Chordata; Actinopteri; Siluriformes; Bagridae. Gene Ontology annotation, cellular component: membrane; cytoplasm. The transcript is spliced from 3 exons. The record is from RefSeq and is a predicted model, not a curated record. Gene Ontology annotation, molecular function: channel activity. Gene Ontology annotation, biological process: transmembrane transport. Bases 48 to 890 code for a protein of 280 amino acids.